CAAAGCCGAGGGCGGCCACCCCGGCUGCGCCUGGGACGUCUGGGGUCGCGGCUAUGAUCAGCUGGGAACCGUUAACCUGCUCACUGACGCCGUCGUCGCGCGCAGCGCCCGGGAGGAGAUCAAGGUACCUCUAACCUGCAAACAAACGCACGGACGAACGAACGAACGAAGAAGCAAACACUGACAUACUUCCCAUCCCCCUCUGUAUUUCGCAGACCGGGCACAGCUUUGCGCUGAAUCUACCCUUGCACCUGCCUGUCGAGCCAUUUUUUAUGCGCCAGGGCCUGCAGCAUACGUUCAUCCCGUCCACAGCGCCGCGCUGGAAGGAGCACCGGCAGGCGGUCGCCGAGCGGCACCGGCAGCGCGGGCGCAAUCCCGUCAACGCCAUCUCUGCGGAAGACACGACGUCCGACGACGCGCAGCACGCACCGUGCACCGACGAGGUCCUCACAGCUAACACGCAGUGCAGCACCCACUGGGACGGCCUGCGGCACGUGGGCCACACGAGCCUCAACGUCUUCUACGGCGGCGUCCCGCGCGCCGAGAUCCACGACGCAGCCAAGGCGCACAACGCACACGCGCACACCAGCGGCGUGCCACCGCAGCGGCUUCACAACCCCAACCUCGAGUCGCCCUCGUCCCCCGCGCUGAAGCUCGGCAUGCAGAACUGGGCCACGCACGGCAUCUCCGGCCGCGGCGUCCUGCUCGACGUCUGGGGCUACCUCAGCCGCAAGGACCUGGACCGCCAGCGCCGUGGGCAUCAUAAGGUUGGCUACCGUUUCGGGCCGUACGACCCGUGCUCGACGCACACCAUCACGCUCGAUGACCUCAAGGAGACGGCCGCCGCGCAGGGCGUGCGCUUCCGGCAGGGCGACAUCCUCCUCAUCCGCAUGGGCUUCACUACGCGCUACUACAACAGCAAGCCCAGUGAGCGCACCAAGUGGAGCAUCUCCAACGCCGCCCUGCACGGCAGCGGCCACAAGUUUGCCGGCAUCGAGUCAUUGCACCGCAUGGCCGCCUGGCUCUGGGACCAACACUUCGCCGCCAUCGCGUCCGACUCGCCGACGCUCGAAAGCUGGCCGCCACGCCAAGGCUUCACGAGUCUGCACGAGCAGCUGCUCGGGUUCUUCGGCAUGCCCAUCGGCGAGAUGUUCGACCUCGAGGCGCUCACCGAACACUGCGUCAAGAAUAAAAGGUGGACGUUCCACUUUGUCUCAUGGCCUAGCAACCUCUAUGGCGGCGUCGCCAGUCCCGCUAACGCCGCCGCAUACUUUUGAGACCAACGGUUUCUCUUGCAUUCUCAUAAUGUAACAUGUAACAUUCCUCAAGCAUGACUUCGUCCGUUGUAACGCGC
Tilletiaria anomala UBC 951 is the source of this 1354-nucleotide messenger RNA. RefSeq lists its product as uncharacterized. The record is from RefSeq and is a predicted model, not a curated record. Bases 273 to 1277 code for a protein of 334 amino acids. Lineage: Eukaryota; Fungi; Basidiomycota; Exobasidiomycetes; Georgefischeriales; Tilletiariaceae. The transcript has a single exon. Gene Ontology annotation, molecular function: arylformamidase activity.